CCAUCUCAUCUCGUUUCAAAAAAAAAAAAAAAAAACAACCAUCUCGUCUCCCUCCUCUCCCAAUUCCCUAUCUCCAAACGAUCCCUUCCCUCGCCGCCGCCGUCUCGUCUCGCCCCCCUCGCAAGCGAAAACCCUAGGUUAGGGGACGGGAGCCCCGCCCCGCGCCGCGGCGCCAUGGACGCCAUCCGGAAGCAGCUCGACCAGCUCAUGGGCGCCAACCGCAACGGCGACGUGCGGGAGGUCAGCCGCAAGUUCUACGACCGCGACGUCUGCCGCCUCUACCUCGCCGGCCUCUGCCCCCACGACCUCUUCCAGCUCACCAAGAUGGACAUGGGGCCGUGCCCGAAGCUGCACUCGCUGCAACUGCGCAAAGAAUAUGAGGAAGCCAAAGCCAAGGGUACAGAUAACUAUGACCGUGAAUUGGAAGAAACAAUUGAACGACUUAUUGUUGAGUGUGAAAGGAAGAUUCAGAGAGCCCUUAAGCGCUUGGAGGAGGACGAUGCUAAGGCAGCCAUUGCUAUAUCUGUCACUGAGGUUACACAGACUAAAGAAGUAAUGGAGUUAUCCAAACAAAUUAGGCAGAAGAUGAAGGAUAUCGAUGCUUUUGAUCUUGAGGGUAACACAGAGGGAAAAAUUCGGGCCACUGAAGAACUUGACAAGCUAAAAGAACAGAGGGCCGAAGAGCAGGCAAAGAUGUUACUCGAGGCUUUCAACAAAGAUCGUGCCUCUUUAAUAAAUUCUAUUCAAAAUGCCACUCAAACAACUACACCUGUCCCCCCUGCUGCUCCAGAUGCGCGGACACAAGAAAUGAUAAAUGAGAAACUGAAAAAGGCAGAAGAACUAGGUGAGAGUGGAAUGAUUGAUGAAGCUCAAAAAUUGUUGGAUGAGGCAGAAGCGCUGAAGAAGCUGAGUGCCCGGCCACAGUCUGUUCCAGACUCUUCAAAAAUGACAGCUCAUGUCCAGAUUACUGACCAAAAGUUGCGCCUAUGUGACAUAUGUGGAGCAUUCUUGAGCGUAUAUGACAGUGACCGCCGUCUGGCAGAUCAUUUUGGAGGGAAACUUCAUAUGGGUUAUAUGCUCAUACGUGAGAGAUUAUCUGAACUGCAGGAAGAAAAGAACAAAAAGCGGAAGUUAGACCGACCUGAGUAUGACAGAAGGUCCAGGGAGAGGAGUGGGGAACGUGAGAGGGCUUCAAGCAGGGAUCACCGCAGAGGAGACCGCAGCAGCAGCCGUGACAGGGAUUAUGACCGCAGAAGAAGCCACGAUCGCUAUCAUGACAGGGAAAGAGAGAGAGAAUCUGGUCGAUCUCGUAGUUAUGAUUCAAGGAGCCACCGCAGGUCACGUUCACGUUCCCCAAGGGGAAGUUCUAGGGAUUAUGAUCGAUAUGGGCGUCACGAACGUCGAGAUCGGUACUAGAUGCAAGAAACCUUGUCGAAGUUUAGGGUUUACCCUACCCUCGGUGUUCCUGCUGGGGAAUUCAAGAGAGGGUUUAGGUGACUACCCCGUGACUGGAAGGCAUCAACUCUUCAUAUGCAUUGCAUUAUAACCAAGGGAUAGGAUCUGACAUAAUCAAUGUGCUAUUAUCAUGUAAACAGAUUGUGUUGUCAUGUUUUGGUGCGCACUCAAAUUAUGCUAAGCCCCUCGCCAAAUCUGUCAGUUAUUCAACGCAGGUGAUUUCUGAGGUGGGACUUGUAACAACUACAGUACCACUGUAGAAGUUGCAGUGCCUGUGGUAUAUAAAUUUAUAUUCUGGUCAAGGCUGUUCUAAUUUC
Messenger RNA from Setaria italica (foxtail millet), 1772 nucleotides. Its product is annotated as putative RNA-binding protein Luc7-like 2. NCBI's taxonomy places the organism in Eukaryota, Viridiplantae, Streptophyta, Magnoliopsida, Poales, Poaceae. Gene Ontology annotation, molecular function: mRNA binding. Bases 175 to 1416 code for a protein of 413 amino acids. The transcript is spliced from 13 exons. Gene Ontology annotation, cellular component: U1 snRNP; U2-type prespliceosome. The record is from RefSeq and is a predicted model, not a curated record. Gene Ontology annotation, biological process: mRNA splice site recognition.